GUGACAUACUUUCUGUGGCGCAUUGUCUACCACUGGCAGACUUUUACUACUGUACAGAUGGUUUUGUAUGUUCUUAGUUUGGGAGUAUCUCUAUUCUUCUAUAGUGUUUUGGAGGGCUCAGCCGAAUCUCGCUAUGAUGCUUCAGGUGCACUCGUAGCUAGUGGCGAUGAUCUUAAUGCCGAAGGUCUUACCGCUUACAUGUUUGAUAUUAUCUAUAUUACAUGGGCUACACAUCUCCUCACUGCCUUUAUCUCCAACAAAGGCUGGUAUUUGUACUUGGUGAUCCCAGCUUAUGCUGCUUAUAAGAUCUUUCCUAUGGCCAUGUCUUACUUUGGCUCCAAAGAACCUCAAACUGAGAAAGCUGAGACUGAUGGCAAGUCUAAGCGCCAAGCCAAGAUGGAAAAGCGACAGAAUAAGGGACAAGUGAAGUACAAGCGAUAA
This is a messenger RNA of Phycomyces blakesleeanus NRRL 1555(-), 441 nucleotides long. RefSeq lists its product as hypothetical. Gene Ontology annotation, cellular component: intracellular membrane-bounded organelle. Gene Ontology annotation, biological process: vacuolar protein processing. The transcript is spliced from 3 exons. The annotation marks the transcript as partial. Lineage: Eukaryota; Fungi; Mucoromycota; Mucoromycetes; Mucorales; Phycomycetaceae. The record is from RefSeq and is a predicted model, not a curated record.